Molecule: messenger RNA, 2168 nt
Organism: Urocitellus parryii (Arctic ground squirrel)
Lineage: Eukaryota; Metazoa; Chordata; Mammalia; Rodentia; Sciuridae
Gene: Cdk9
Product: cyclin dependent kinase 9
Biological process (GO): protein phosphorylation
Cellular component (GO): nucleus
Molecular function (GO): ATP binding; cyclin-dependent protein serine/threonine kinase activity; RNA polymerase II CTD heptapeptide repeat kinase activity
Source: RefSeq, a predicted model, not a curated record
CCAGGGAGCCCCCUAGGCCGCGGCUCGGGGGCCACCCCCCCUCGUCCGCCGCCCCGCGCAGCUCCGCGGAGGCGGCGCCGUCGGAGGAGGAGGAGCAGGGCACUGCGGCUGGCCCCGGAUCGGGCGCCAGAGCGGCAGCAGCUUCGGCAGCAAGCGCGGCCCGGGCCGAUGCAGCGGGACGCACCGCCCAGAGCCCCAGCCCCAGCGCCCCGGCUCCCCGGGCCCCCGAUCGGUGCCGCCGCCAGUAGUGGCGGCGGCGGCGGAGGCGGGGGCAGCGGCGGUGGCGGAGGCGCCUCUGCAGCUUCGGCUCCCCCUGGCCUCCCGGGAACUACAAGUCCCAGGGGGCCUGGCGGCGGGCGGCGGCCGGAAGAGGCGGGGUCGGCACCGCGAGGCCGGAAGUGGCCGUGGAGGCGGAAGUGGCGCGGCCGCGGCGGGGCCUGGAGCGCGGCGGCUGGACCUGGAGCGGCGGCGGCUGCGGCUGGGGGCGGUGGCGGCGCUCUGGAGGCGGCCAUGGCAAAGCAGUACGACUCGGUGGAGUGCCCCUUUUGCGAUGAAGUGACCAAAUAUGAGAAGCUUGCGAAGAUCGGCCAAGGCACCUUUGGGGAGGUGUUCAAGGCCAAGCACCGCAAGACCGGCAAGAAGGUGGCUCUGAAGAAAGUGCUGAUGGAGAACGAGAAGGAGGGGUUCCCCAUCACAGCCUUACGGGAGAUCAAGAUUCUUCAACUUUUAAAACAUGAGAAUGUGGUCAACUUGAUUGAGAUUUGUCGAACCAAAGCAUCCCCCUAUAACCGCUGCAAGGGCAGUAUAUACCUGGUGUUCGACUUCUGUGAGCAUGACCUUGCUGGGUUGCUAAGCAACGUCCUAGUCAAGUUUACACUAUCAGAGAUCAAGAGGGUGAUGCAGAUGCUGCUCAAUGGCCUCUACUAUAUCCACAGGAACAAGAUCCUGCACAGGGAUAUGAAAGCUGCCAAUGUGCUCAUUACCCGAGAUGGGGUCCUGAAGCUGGCAGACUUUGGGUUGGCUCGGGCUUUCAGUCUGGCCAAGAACAGCCAGCCCAACCGCUAUACCAACCGUGUGGUGACGCUCUGGUACCGGCCUCCGGAGCUGCUGCUCGGGGAGCGGGACUACGGCCCGCCCAUUGACCUGUGGGGUGCUGGGUGCAUCAUGGCAGAGAUGUGGACCCGCAGCCCUAUCAUGCAGGGCAACACGGAGCAGCACCAGCUUGCCCUCAUCAGCCAGCUCUGUGGUUCCAUCACCCCUGAGGUGUGGCCAAAUGUAGACAAAUAUGAGCUGUUUGAGAAGCUGGAGCUGGUCAAGGGCCAGAAGCGGAAGGUGAAGGACAGGCUGAAGGCCUACGUCCGGGACCCCUAUGCGCUGGACCUCAUCGAUAAGCUGCUGGUGCUGGAUCCCGCACAGCGCAUCGACAGCGACGACGCCCUCAACCACGACUUCUUCUGGUCUGACCCCAUGCCCUCAGACCUCAAGGGCAUGCUGUCCACCCACCUGACGUCUAUGUUUGAAUACCUGGCACCACCACGCCGGAAGGGCAGCCAGAUCACCCAGCAGUCCACCAAUCAGAGCCGCAAUCCUGCCACCACCAACCAGACGGAGUUUGAGCGCGUCUUCUGAGGGCGGGGCCGCUGUUUUCUUUUUUCUCUGCUUUAUGACUCGUGGUGGAGAUGAUGGGCAUUUGAGGUUUUUUUCUCUAGCGCACAUUUUAUUUAGUCUCCACCCUGGGUACUGGGAACAACCAGCGAGUGGACUGGAGGGCUUGUUGCCAAAGGGCAAGGCGGGCACAGGGGCUGCCUGAUUGCCUUGCCCUGUUCUGGAUUUCUGGAUGGUGCUGGGAGGGUCUCCCAUGUACCCCAGGACAGGAAGUGGGGCCAGUGAGCCUCGAAUGGUGACUUUCUAAGAGCUCCCAGCAUGGUGGGAGGAGGGGACAGUCUCUCACAUCCCCAGCCCUCCUCUUGGGAUGAGAAACUGGCGAGGGGAAUGGAGCUGCCUCAGGAACAGGCUGCUCUUGGCCUGGCCCUCAGGGCACUGAGGGCAGCAAAAACUCUUGGUUUCUUCAGUAGGAGAAUUUUAUCGUGUUUCUUUGUUGAGUUGUUCAGAGACAUUCCUGGAUGCAGGCCGAUCAGUUACAAUUAAAAGUUGACCCUUCUUUUUUU